Drosophila persimilis is the source of this 597-nucleotide messenger RNA. RefSeq lists its product as uncharacterized. The record is from RefSeq and is a predicted model, not a curated record. The transcript has 4 exons. Bases 1 to 597 code for a protein of 198 amino acids. Lineage: Eukaryota; Metazoa; Arthropoda; Insecta; Diptera; Drosophilidae.
AUGGACAUAAAUGUGGGAAAAAUUUCUAUAGUGGUAGCUUUAAUUGUGAAACGACUGUCCGACAAACAUUCCGAGAGAGUUUAUGUCAGCAACCAAAAGCAAUCGAGGGAGUGGAGGCUUCUUAACAGCAUUUCAGGGACAAAGGAAGGCGACGAUUUCAGUACGCUAACCUUCGUUGGUUUCACAUUCAUUUCGUCGGUGUUGCUUCUUACAAGGAUAAUUCAACGAAAUUCGAAUUAUGAUACUUGUGAAAUUAUUCUUUUAUGUUUUGGAUGUCUGUUCUUCACCAUAGAGGGAUUGCUCAUACUUUUUACUGUGGAACAGUUGCCUGAGCAGAUUUUAACAUAUGCCUAUUCGCUUGGAGCGCUUUCCUUUUUGUGUGCCGCCUUGUUCGCUGUGGAUCUGUUGUUGUUCAAAAACUUGCUUAAGUCUAAGAACGCUGCUGCCCAAACGGAUUAUCAAUUAAAGGAAUCUUCAACUGUAACAAUGAAAGUGUUUAACGUUUCCAAUGCAGACAAAUCCAAUUGUUGCAACAGUUCUAAUCUUCCUAAGUUCAAUGUGAGAAAUGAACAAAGUGUUUUACGAACCGAUCUAUAA